This is a messenger RNA of Ilyonectria robusta, 1041 nucleotides long. Its product is annotated as metal-dependent protein hydrolase. The record is from RefSeq and is a predicted model, not a curated record. The transcript has a single exon. Gene Ontology annotation, cellular component: cytoplasm; nucleus. Lineage: Eukaryota; Fungi; Ascomycota; Sordariomycetes; Hypocreales; Nectriaceae. The coding region runs from base 1 to 1041 and encodes 346 amino acids.
AUGGCUGAAUCCGCAUCCAAGCGCCUCAAGACCUCCGGUCCUCUGAUCGGCACCCACAGCGGCCACUUCCACGCCGACGAGGCCCUCGCCGUCCACAUGCUCCGCCUGCUCCCCGCCUACGCCGACUCCGGCCUCGUCCGCACCCGCGACCCGGCCGUGCUCGAGACCUGCCACACCGUCGUCGACGUCGGCGGCGAGUAUGACGCCGACCGCCGCCGCUUCGACCACCACCAGCGUGGCUUCGCCGCCAACUUCCCCGGCCGCCCGACCAAGCUGUCCAGCGCGGGGCUCGUCUUCCUGCACUACGGCCGCGCCAUCGUCGCCCAGCGCCUGGGACAGGCUGAGGAUGCGCCCGACGUCGAUCUGCUAUACCGCCGCCUGUACGAGAAUUUCGUCGAGGCGCUGGACGCCCACGACAAUGGCAUCUCCGUCUACGACCCCAAGGCCAUCGCUGCGGCGGGGCUCGAGAAGAACUACAGUGAGGGCGGCUUCGGCCUGGGCGCCAUUGUCGGCCGUCUGAACCCCAAGUGGAACGACACUGUCCCCGCCGACCGCGCCGAGGCUCAGGCUGCUGAGGACGCCAGGUUCCUCCAGGCCAGCCGCCGCAUCGGUGAGGAGUUUGACGCCGAGCUCGAAAACUACGCCGGCGCCUGGCUCCCGGCGCGAUCCAUCGUCCAGGACGCCUUCGCAAAGCGCUCCCAGUACGACGAGCAGGGCCGCAUCCUGGUGCUCGAGGGUCAGUCCGUGCCGUGGAAGGACCACCUGUACGCGCUCGAGGACGGCACGCCUUCCGUGCUGUACGUGCUGUAUCCCGAGAACCCCCAGCCCGGUGCCAAGUGGCGCAUCCAGUGUGUGCCCGAGAGCAAGGACUCGUUCGUCAGCCGCAAGCCCCUGCCGGAGGCUUGGAGGGGCUUCCGGGAUGAGGAGUUGGACGGCAUCAGCUCCAUCCCUGGCUGCGUCUUCGUUCACGCCGCUGGCUUCAUUGGUGGUAACAAAACGUUUGAAGGCGCCAAGGAGAUGGCCACCAAGGCCCUAGCUUAG